AUGUCCACCCGUGAACACUCCUCCCACCGACAUCCGCGCUCUCACCGAAGAAGCGAUUCUCGCACUCGCUCCCGCUCCCCAGACAAACACAGACGCCAUCACCACCACCGCGAUCGCGAUCACGAUCGAAGCCAUCGUCACCACCACAGAAGCCGUGACCAUGACCGUCGCGAACGCCGCCCAGAACCAUCGACGAAGCCAAUUGUCCUCCCGUUCCAAGCACGAGAGCUCUCCAAGCGCGACCUCUCUACCUACGAACCCAUGUUCGCCAUGUACCUAGAUAUCCAGAAGGGAAUCCUCCUAGAAGAUCUCAGCGAAGAUGAAGUCAAGGGAAGAUGGAAGAGUUUCAUCAACAAAUGGAACCGUGGAGAACUCGCGGAAGGGUGGUACGAUCCGAGCACCCUUGAGAAAGCACGCCGUAGUGCCCAGGACGAGCCCAUUGUGUCUGCUUCCGGACGGAACCGCCGGUCCCCGGAUUACGGUCGGGGUGAGGAUGAUAGGGCAGAGCGGGAGGAGGAGGAUAACCUCGAUGAGGACGAGGAUGAUUAUGGGCCUGUUCUUCCGAAAUAUGACCAGUUGAAUCGAUAUGAGGGUGGUCGUGCGGGACAGUCGUCUGGCCCGACUAUUCCUACGAUGCAGGAUCUGGAGUUGCGGAAAGAAUCGGCGAUUGAGGAUGCUAUUGCCGCGCGGGAAGACUCACGGAAACAGCACCGUUCUGAGGUGCGCUCGCAUCGGUCCGAGUUACGACAUAUGGAAGAUGAGGUUGCGCCGCGGGCUGAACCGGGGACUCAUGAGCGGAAGAUGGAGAAACGCCGAGAGGCUGCUGCUGCGAAUCGAGCUUUUGCUGAGUCCCGGCGGGGUGCUUCUCCUGAUGGAGCACCCGAAGACGAACUGAUGGGUUCCGCGGACAAUGAUCUAGAUGCUAUCAAGAGGGCCAGGGCGACAGAGCAGCGGAAGAAGAACGAGCGGGAAAUCCGUAGGGAAGAAAUCCUUCGCGCACGCGCUGCGGAGCGGGAAGAAAGAUUGCAGCAAUAUCGCCAGAAGGAGGAUGAAACGAUUGGGUGGCUUAAGGCGCUGGCAAAGCAGCGGUUUGGGUGA
Molecule: messenger RNA, 1098 nt
Organism: Aspergillus oryzae RIB40
Lineage: Eukaryota; Fungi; Ascomycota; Eurotiomycetes; Eurotiales; Aspergillaceae
Exons: 3
Coding region: 1-1098 (365 amino acids)
Source: RefSeq, a predicted model, not a curated record